GACAAGUCAUCUUUUCAAUUUGAAUACCGGUUAGUUAGUACUUAGCUGUCAAAUUUAUUACGCAAAAUAUCCAUGGAGACAAAGAAGCCAAGGGCCAGCAAUUAAAUAAUUUGAAGUUUUAUCUGCAACUCAGUCUUGAAUCCAAUUCCUUGGCAUGAGAUGGCAUCUAAUAAAGGCAUUGCUAUAGUGAUUAUGGGAGUGAGUGGUGCAGGAAAAUCAACUAUUGGGGCUAUGCUGGCACAAGUUAUGAAUGCUCGUUUUCUUGAUGCCGAUGACUACCACCCGCAGUCAAACAAAGACAAGAUGAAGGCUGGGAUCCCUCUUACAGACGAAGAUCGCUUCCCUUGGCUUGAAACUUUACGUGAUGCCUUAAGGGUGAGCUUGCUGAAUGGGGAAACCGUCGUUCUUGGAUGCUCUGCUCUGCAGAAGCAUUACAGGCAAAUUCUACGAUGCGCAGAUCCUGACUAUGUACCAGCUGGAGCUUCUUGUGCUGUCAACUUUGUACUUUUGAGCGUUGAUGCAGAGGUUCUUGCUGCUCGAUUGGAGAAACGAGCAGCACAUUUCAUGCCGGCCAAGCUCUUGCAAUCUCAACUGGAUUUACUGCAGAUAGAUGAAUCAGAAGGGAUACUCAAAGUUGACGCUUCACUUCAUCCUCACCAAACUUUGAAAGCCAUACAAGCUUUAAUUUCCUCAAGCCUGCCUCACUUGUAUCCUAAUCAUCAAUCUUAACUAGUUGUCUCUGCUUUUUUGGCUUCAAACUUCAAUUAUAAACAUUUCACUCCCAUCA
Salvia hispanica is the source of this 787-nucleotide messenger RNA. RefSeq names its product P-loop containing nucleoside triphosphate hydrolases superfamily protein. Gene Ontology annotation, molecular function: gluconokinase activity. NCBI's taxonomy places the organism in Eukaryota, Viridiplantae, Streptophyta, Magnoliopsida, Lamiales, Lamiaceae. The record is from RefSeq and is a predicted model, not a curated record. Gene Ontology annotation, cellular component: cytoplasm.